CUCAGCUCUGCUUUGCGCAUGCUGUUCCAUUUGCCUGGAAUAGUUUCCCAUUUGCCUGGAAUAGUUUCCUUGCCUCCCUCACCUGUCCAUCAUUCUUUUGGUCUUUGUUAGAUGCAGCUUCCUUCAGGAAGCCGUCCUCCAUCUCCCCCUCCCAUCUCUUCAGACUGCAUUGAAAUUGCUGGUUUACUGUCUGGAUCUCCCUCACUGCUUGUUCCCCGGGGAGGAGGGCCAUCCCUGUCACCAGCGGUUCUGGGACUGCUGGUGUGGACACUUAUCGCUGGAACUGAGUACUUCCGAGUCCCUGCAUUUGGCUGGGUCAUGUUUGUAGCCGUGUUCUACUGGGUCCUCACUGUCUUCUUCCUCAUCAUCUACAUCACCAUGACCUACACCAGGAUUCCCCAGGUGCCCUGGACCACGGUGGGUCUGUGCUUUAACGGCAGUGCCUUCGCCUUAUACCUCUCAGCCGCAAUCGUGGACGCGUCUUCUGUCUCCCUGGAGAGGGACAGUCACAACUUCAACAGCUGGGCGGCCUCGUCGUUCUUUGCCUUCCUGGUCACCAUCUGCUACGCUGGAAACACAUAUUUCAGUUUUGUAGCUUGGAGAUCCAGGACCAUACAGUGAUUCACCAUAUGGAGAAUUAAAAGAAGGAACAGAAAAGGAAGAAUCUCACUGUAAAAACAGCUGUAGGUAUAAUGUAUAUUCCCAGAGAAUUGUAUUUAACUGAUGUUUUUAUGUACUUAGUUAAAUUUACUCACGGUGGUUUGUUACAGUUAAACCACAUUCUUAUUUGCAAAGUGCUGUCGCUUAUACUGAACUCUUAAACAUCUUGUUGAUGUCUUCAUAGACCUUAUUUUCUUAGGCAGUGUAUAGAUAAAUUGCUAAUACGAAGAAUGCGUCGAAUUUGUAAACCUAACUUUUGAAAUGCCAGAUUCUUUUUUGAUUAAAUGUUUCAGAAUCUUGGGUCACGUUGUGUCUGAUUGAAGCGAGGAGCCCUGUUGCUGAAGCCUGAGGCUGGGUGCUGCGGGGAAUGCUUCAUCCUCACAGGGCUGGCCAGGUGCGAUACUGCCAGGAGACGCUUGUCCACAGCCCCCAGGCCUGGGUGAUAGGGGAGACCUGCCUCCCCAGGUCCAGGGAUCAUCAGUGCCCACGAUUCUCAUGCUCACCAGUUGGUCCAGAAAGCAUCUAAGGAGACACUAGCCUUGGAGCCCAGUAAUGAGCUCGCCCCUGACUGCUGUGCUAGUGGUAUUUUUUCUAACACACAUUAAAAUAAGUGCAUAACCUUUAAAAAGACAAACACUUGCAUGUUCUUUAAAAUCAUCUGUCUGACCACGGAGACAUGGGUACCACAUUUGGUGCAAAGUAUCAGACCAAAAGGUCCCAGAUCUCCAAUCUCCAGCCCUAAUGUUUUGUAAUGUUGUUAGAUACCAUCAGACAUUGGGAAGAACCCACUUGGCAAGGCACAUGUGCACUUAGAGGAAGCACUUUUAGGCAGGAUGGUUCUUGCUGGUAUGGCAGUGUAUCUUUGGUGAUUUUUCAACCUGAGCCUCUUUUGAAAAACAAAAAACCACAGAAACGUUAGUAUAGUUGGCGACAGGAUUUCAGCCGCACGCUGUGGAUGUGGCCUUGCGGUUGCUGCUCUCCUGCGCUUGGGUGGCCGUGCUGUUUCUUUGUUGUUUGUUGUUUGUGUUGGUUUUCCUGUUGAUCUGAUUCUAAUUCCUUAUCCUGGCUCUGAUUCCCCCUGUAUAGGAGAGUCGGAUUUCUUCAGUAUUUGAAGGAAAGGAUCCAUGAAGAGUGUUCUUGGGUCCAAGGAGGAAGUGGGCGGGGACACCAGGUGUGAGAGGUGGCUGUGGGGUGUGGAUGUGUGGGAACGGGUGGGCGUUGGGGGCUCCAGCGGCCUCUGAGUCUGACAUUUAGCCAUGAAGUUUCAGUCUCAGCAGCGCAGACCUGCGGGUGAUCAGAGCUGCGCUCUUUCUGUAGCUGCAUUUGCAGGCAUCACCCAGAGAGCCUCUGACUCACUGAUUUUUCCAAGAAGAGCUGAAAUAACUAGUCAGGAUUUUUGUGUGCUCUGCCUCUGUGUCCAUCUCUCCCUCUCACGGUCCCAGAAGCGUACUCGUCUUCCACGUACCCUGUAGCUUUUUGAAGUACUUUCUUUUGCAGUCAAGUCUCCAUAAAAGGCAGAAAACCUAUAACCUAAGAGGUCUGUUUCUGGAAACAGUCAUAAAGAAAGAAGCCUACUUUUAUGUUCUUCUUUUCUGUGUGUGUGUGUGUGUGUGUGUGUGUGAUUUAUAUAAUCAUGGCCACAUUUAUAGGAAGUAACUUCUGGGGUGAAAGGUUUCGUAAACUACUGUAAAAUGCCCUCCAAAUAGGCUACAACCAUAGGCCUUCCCUGAACCAACAGCACCAAAGAUACCUAUUUCAAGAGAGCAAUGAUUCAUUUGUGUCCAGGGGGACUUGCUGUCAGGUCUUUGUGUUUUUAUUUGUGGCUUUUCAGUAGUGUGACCCUUUGUAUUACCUUAAAAAAAACAACAAACCCCAAACAAAACCCAAAACAUUUAUUUUUAGCUGAAAGGAAAUUAUUAUUUCUUCUUUUGAAUACCGAGUUGGCUCAUGAAUAAUUUUUAAGUGUGUGUUUCUAGACAACAGAAUGCUUCUCUGUUGUUCAGCUAAAGCUAUCAGUUUUAAACUGGGUUUACCUUUUCUUUUGUGAAAGAAUUAAAAAACAAAGCCACAUGCAGCACAGCCAGCGUAAGAAGAAUAGGGUUCUAGGGUUGAAAAAUAUUAUUGCAAGGAUUGUAGUGAGUAUCUUCUCUGCCAUCUAAGCUCACUGUCUGCAUUCACCUCUCAGCCCCUCCAAGACCAUCACAUUCUCUUGGAUGGCGCUGGGUGGGUUUUUAAUUUGAUGUGUUUACCCGCUUGUGGCAAAUCAAUGAAAUGCCUUAGGCAUUUAAUCUCUCCUUUGCAAUUUCCAAAUCAUAGCCCGCAAAGAUAAAUGUUUAGCCAGUAUUUUAAAACUGUAAGAAAAUCUAGAUGCAGGAAUAUUCACUGUCAGUUACUUUUGCACAUUUUUAAAUUGCUCCCUUCAUAGAAAUAGCCCCUCAGGGUACCAGCACACAAAAGAUUUUAAAUACACAAAAUAUCUCUGGAUAGAGCAGAGACAUUUAAAAGCACUAACCAAAGGUGCAGGCCUGGGUAGAAAAUCAAUUUGAAGUUCAUAUUUCUGUUCCCUAGACAAUUACUAAAUUGAAAAGAUAGAUUUUUUUUUUUUU
Camelus dromedarius (Arabian camel) is the source of this 3266-nucleotide messenger RNA. It is a transcript of the gene CMTM8, whose product is annotated as CKLF like MARVEL transmembrane domain containing 8. Gene Ontology annotation, biological process: myelination. The transcript has 4 exons. The coding region runs from base 112 to 621 and encodes 169 amino acids. Gene Ontology annotation, molecular function: structural constituent of myelin sheath. Gene Ontology annotation, cellular component: membrane. Lineage: Eukaryota; Metazoa; Chordata; Mammalia; Artiodactyla; Camelidae. The record is from RefSeq and is a predicted model, not a curated record.